AUGGGGCUACCUCGGAGGGCAGGGGACCCGGCGGAGCUGCGCAAGAGCCUGAAGCCACUGCUGGAGAAGCGCCGCCGCGCGCGCAUCAACGAGAGCCUGAGCCAGCUCAAGGGCCUCAUCCUGUCGCUGCUGGGCAGGGAGAGCUCCCGCUUCUCGAAGCUGGAGAAAGCGGACAUCCUGGAAAUGACCGUGUGCUUCCUGCAGGAGCUGCCUGCGUCCUCCUGCCCGACGGCAGCGCCCACGCCCUCCGACAGCUACCGCGAGGGCUACCGAGCCUGCCUGGCGCGCCUGGCCUGCGUGCAACACACCCGCCGCGUCCUGGAGCCCGCCGUGAGCGCUCGCCUGCUGGAGCACUUGCGCCGGAGGGCGGCCAGCGCCACCCCCGACGGCGGGCGCGCGGGGGACUCCUGCGGCCCGCCCGCGCCCUCCCCACCGCCCGCGCCCUCGCCACCUGCGCCUCCUCGGGACCCAGGCCUCUGGCGGCCCUGGUAG
This is a messenger RNA of Mesoplodon densirostris (Blainville's beaked whale), 492 nucleotides long. RefSeq names its product hes family bHLH transcription factor 2 (gene HES2). Gene Ontology annotation, cellular component: nucleus. Gene Ontology annotation, biological process: regulation of neurogenesis; anterior/posterior pattern specification; regulation of transcription by RNA polymerase II. NCBI's taxonomy places the organism in Eukaryota, Metazoa, Chordata, Mammalia, Artiodactyla, Ziphiidae. Gene Ontology annotation, molecular function: RNA polymerase II cis-regulatory region sequence-specific DNA binding; protein dimerization activity; DNA-binding transcription factor activity, RNA polymerase II-specific. The transcript is spliced from 4 exons. Bases 1 to 492 code for a protein of 163 amino acids. The record is from RefSeq and is a predicted model, not a curated record.